ACAUAAUUGUUUUAAUUGUAAGCUGUGUGAACGAAAUGCAAAAUUUCCAUGUGUGCCCUUUCUUUUGUCUGUUUCAAAAUCUGUAUAUGUGUUGGGAAAUUCUGCGUGUUGUUGUCUGUGUUUACGCAAAAUUUUAAGGUUAACAGCCACAUGUUGCAGCCGUUUGUUUGUGUUCCUGUAAAUAUUGAUUGCAAUACUUUGCAGGAGUUGUCGUCAUUGCAUCUGAUGGAUAUUGGUCACCUCGCACCAACAAUGGGAAGGAAAAGAUUGAAGACAAUUGCCGAACAACAUAUCCAAAUGUCUGACACUAUCGCUGGCUCUUGUCGAAAGCGGCCAGUUGCACCAUUCAUUUGUUACAGCCAGCAACAAUUCAAGGAAAUGCAAGGGCCAGACAACACUCGACGAAAAAUGACUAGAAAGGAGAUUGGGGAAAGGUGGAAGGCACUCCCCUCUGAUAAGAAAAAGAGGUUUGUGGAAAUGGCUAAGGCGAGCGCUGAGGAACACGCCAAAGUAGUACCAUGUGCACCGAAGUCUGAAAAGGGUAAAAGGCAACUCCGCAUAUCAUUGAAGUCAAUUGUUGAGCUAGUUAACCGGUUCAACGAAGCACAAAAGCAGGCAGUCAUUGACAUUGGGUUUGCUGGCCUCCUGGGAAUGAAGUGUACACGUAUAGAUCACGACUUGUGCGCAUGGUUGGUACAGAACUUCGAUCCUGACAGUAGUUCAUUGAAUGUUUAUGGUUGUCAAGUCAGGCUCACGUGUAAGGCAGUUAAUGUUUUAUUGGGAAUACGGUGUGAAGGCGAUGACGUGCAGUUGGCUGGGUCAUUGGAAGCAUAUUCCAAUAUCUACGAUGAGGUUGGAGUUAUUAACGGAGUCAUUCCUUUGAACAAGUUGAGACUUUAUCUGACCGAGACUGCUGGUGCGGAGGAUGAGUUUCGGCGGAAAUUUGCGCUGUACGUGUUGGGGGCCAUGUUGUGUCCUACCACAAUGACCGGGUUGAAGCCAUCGUUCAUUCAUGCCGUGAAGGACGUGAAUCGUAUGCGAGCUUGUAAUUGA
Molecule: messenger RNA, 1053 nt
Organism: Camellia sinensis
Lineage: Eukaryota; Viridiplantae; Streptophyta; Magnoliopsida; Ericales; Theaceae
Source: RefSeq, a predicted model, not a curated record